Molecule: messenger RNA, 1490 nt
Organism: Theobroma umbraticum
Lineage: Eukaryota; Viridiplantae; Streptophyta; Magnoliopsida; Malvales; Malvaceae
Product: F-box protein At5g07610-like
Source: RefSeq, a predicted model, not a curated record
ACAAACAAAAUUAGAGCCACAAAUUCUAGAUUGUCCUUCGUACGAAUCGAUAUAAAUAACGUUGUGCUUGAUAGAGCAUUGACUAGAGAAAAACGAAGCCCACAACCAGAAUGUCAAGUCUCAAGCGUACUUGGGAAUCAUCUGCACCUGUCUUACCCUGCAAUCUUCCUGCAAAGAAGAGAACUGAAACAAAAGAAGUUGAACAAUAUAUAUAUAUAUAUGGAUGCACUCUAGAACAAGUCCAAACAGAAAGAAAUCACAAGACCUUGCUCUCAAAUUUCCCAACCAAAAUGCUUUCCACUAAGAGAAGCAGGGCAUCCUCUUCAAAUUCUUAUCAACUUUUGUCAUCAUCAUCUGCUGAUUUGAUAGCCAGCGAUGAUAACAUCUUGACUCUAAUCCUUCUCUGCCUACCUUUAAAAUGCCUCCUCAAAUUCAAGACCGUAUCCAAACACUGGCUUUGUCAUCCCAAAUACGAUGGUAGAACUAUCUCGGGCCUCUUUGUGCGCCGUCUUUCAGGUCAAACUAAAGCAGAAUAUGACUUUAUAAAUCUUGCUCCCAAACCCUCUCGUGCUCCCUUUCAGCCUCUCACUUUUGUUGACGACCCAUCAGGGAUCAGAAUCCUGCAAUCUUGUAACGGCCUCUUGUUAUGUUGUAGCUUUCCUGCUAAUCGUCCAGAGACAACUUAUUACAUUUACAAUCCUACUACAAAGCAAUACACAGUACUUCCUGGACUAAGUCCAGUACCACGUGGCAGGUCUUCGAGGAAUACUUUUGGUGUCAGUUUAGCUUUCGAUCCUUCAAAGUCACCUCAUUACAAAGUGAUUUGCAUCAGGAAUUGCGAUUCUGAUUUACCGGAUCAUUACCAGAUAGAGAUUUACCCAUCGAGAACCGGGCCCUGGAGGCCUUCCGGUUGUCCUUUCGCAGCACCAAUCAAUGUACAAUAAAAUGGUGUUUUCUGGAACGGUGCAAUUCACUGGCUUAGUGACUGGGGAGAUUCACUCUGCUUUGAUGUCGAGGAAGAGCGAAUCAGAGAUUUGCCAAUGCCCCACGUCAUUGGAGAUGUGCGGCUAUAUAGAUAUUUUGGACAAUCAGGGAGCCAUUUGCAUCUUAUUGAAGUCUCUGGGUCGGACACUUUACAGUUUGAUGUGUAUGAGAUGGAGAGAGACUACUCUGGCUUGUUUGUGAAAUACCAAGUUGAUCUUAAUCCAAUUGCAGCAGCAAUUCCUGAGAUGGCUAGGGACGAUGUUGAUCCGGUAGACUUGCAUUCUUAUGCAUUUUCAAUACUCAGUGCUGUUCAGGAAGAAACUGAUGAGGACUCAUUUUUGGUGCCGCACUUACCCAACAAAGCCAUACGGUACAAUUUCAAGGAUGGUAGUUUCAGUAAGCUUCAUGAUUUUGCUCCUCCUCGUACUAGAGUUGGGGAUGACGGUUCACUGGAAUUUGACUGUUAUGAUGCUUAUCAAUUCACUGAGAGCUUUGCUUGCGUCUGA